AUGAGUGUAACUACGACUAAUUUUAAUACAGAUAUUUUACGAGAUUUAACAUUCGAUGUUUUAUCGGGUAUUGCUAAUGAUCCAACAAAAUUCGAUGAAUUUAAUGAUGCUUAUAUAAAUAAAAUUCAUGAACGUACAGAUGGAGAUGAUUUAAAAAGAUAUACAAGAGAUAUUUAUGAGAAAAUACUUUCUUUACAAACUGUACAAGUCAAUACAGGAGUACAAUUAAAAGAUACAUUUCAUGAAAAAAUUGUUAUUAUUUAUUUUUGGACUUUUUCGGAUAUUCAUUCUUCCAAUAUGUUACAAAAAAUAAUUGGUAUUGAUAAACGAUAUUCCAAUUCUGGUGCCACUAUUAUUGGUGUUCAUUCUCCAAAAUAUGAACAUGAAAAAAAUAAAAGUAAUGUUCGACAUGCUAUUGAAGAACAAUCGCUUCCAUUUACAGUUGCUAAUGAUAAUGGAUUACAAGUAUGGAAACAAGUUGGUUGUCAAAUAUAUCCAACAGUACUUGUUUUUGGUCCUGAUGCAUAUCCAAUAUUUAUUUUUGAAGGCGAAAAUCAUGUACAACAUUUAGAAGCAUUUCUUCCACCAAUUCUUACUCAUUACAAAUCUAGUGUACAUGCAACACCAAGUGGUUCAUUAUCAAUUAAAACUUCACCUGAAGAUAUGAUUACAAAUGUUGUAAAAUCACCAACAUUUACAUAUCCAAGUCAUUUAUGUAUAACAUCCAAUGGGCAAUUAUGUAUUUCAUUUGCUGGUUCAAAUCAAUUGAUUCUAUGUGAAGUUGAUGGAAAAGUUGUUGAAGUUGUUGGUAAUGGUCAUCCUGGUAUGGCUGAUGGUGAAGUACAACAAGCUGAAUUUGAUUCACCACAUGGUCUUGUUGAAUUUAAUGGUUGUAUUUAUAUUGCUGAUACAAAUAAUCAUGCAAUACGUGUGUUUGAUCCAAAUUCACGUCGCGUUUUGACAUUAAUUGGUACUGGUCGUUUAGGAAACGAUAAAGUUGGUGGUCUUAAACGAUCACAACAACCAAUUGCUUCACCAUGGGAUUUAUGUAUUACAGAAUCACCAUUUGAUCAUAAAACAGUAUUACUUAUUUCAAUGGCUGGUCAACAUCAAAUAUGGGCUUAUGCUUUCGAAGAAACUCAAUGGUGGAAUGAUGUUGUAAUACAAAAGAAUUCAUGUUGUGCUAUUAUUGGAAGUGGUGUUGAAGAGAAUAGAAAUGGUUCUGAGCCAAUGUCGGUUUGUUUAGCAGCACCACGUGGUAUUUGUAAUGGUGUAAUGAAUGGUCAACCAGUUCUAUUCAUUGCCGAUAGUAAUAGUUCAAGUAUUCGUGUUGUUACACUUAAAGAUGGAAAUGUAGCUAAUUUAAUUGGUGGUGAUGCUGAUCCAACUAAUCUAUCAGCAUUUGGUGAUCUUGAUGGUAGUGGUUAUAGUGCUAAAUUACAACAUCCAGUCGGUGUUGCAUUUCAUUAUCCAACAUCACAAUUAUAUAUCACAGAUACAUUUAAUAAUAAAUUAAAAUAUAUUGAUAUGAAAAGUCUUGUUUGUUCAAGUUAUUUUGUAACAGAUACUGAUACAAAAAAACAACGUGGUGAAACAAAUUCAGCUAAAUUUAGUGAACCAUAUGGUUUAGCUAUAUUCGAUCAUUUUAUGUAUGUUGCGGAUAAAAAUAAUUCACAUAUUAAACGAAUUGAUCUUAAUCAUCGAACGAUUGUUCGUUGUCGAUUUGAUUUAAGAGAAACUUUAAAUGAAGAACGGACAUUUGGUUCUAAACAAGCUUAUUUAACUAUUACGCUACCUGAAACAUUUCAAUUACGUGAAAAUAAUGGUGGAACAUGGAGUAUUGAAGAUGAAGAUGGUUUUAAAAUAUGCGAUGGUGAUUUAAUGCGUCAUGCAUCUGAUCAGAUACUUUUGGAUUAUAUUCCUCGUGAUAAACAAGUUGCUCAACUUAAAUACGAAUUAAUGGUAUGUGAAGAUGAUAAAUGUUCGAUGGUGAAUGGUGAAGUUCAACCAAUUAAUCAAACAGAUUCAAUCGUUGAAUUUGUUAUUAAAGUUGAUCAAACAGAAACAAGUUCUAACUAG
This is a messenger RNA of Adineta steineri, 2079 nucleotides long. The record is from the annotation of a GenBank genome assembly. NCBI's taxonomy places the organism in Eukaryota, Metazoa, Rotifera, Eurotatoria, Adinetida, Adinetidae.